This is a messenger RNA of Pseudo-nitzschia multistriata, 1161 nucleotides long. The record is from the annotation of a GenBank genome assembly. Lineage: Eukaryota; Bacillariophyta; Bacillariophyceae; Bacillariales; Bacillariaceae.
GCGAACCAAUCACCAACAAACGCAGCACAAACAUUAUUUAACACUACACUAAGUCCGAAAUGGUGAAGAAAGAAGGAGACUAUUCGAAUACCUCUCGUCGUAGUACUGUUAUUUUGUUCUUCGUUGGAGCUAUCGUUGUGCCUUUUGCAGCUGCCAUUGUCCCUAUGGUGAUGAGGCCCAACAAACUUGUUUCUGAACAGCAGCGGAAUCAGAAUUCUUUAUUUUUUCUCGCCGUGGGUGUAUCUGCUGCCCUGGGUUUGGCACUGUAUUUGUAUCAUGACAAGAAACAACAAACUGUUGUAGACGACAACAACGGCGACAAAGACCGAGACGACGGAAUUAGCGCUCCCAAACAGCCGACUGCUGCUGCAAAGCCAAAAGAUAUUUGGAAAGUAGGGGCGAACAACCAAAAUGUUUUGAAGAAACCAAAAGCAGCGUACAACGAAAAGCCGUUUGGCAGCAGCUACUACUACGCUCACAACGAUGCCAACACGACCGGGGGUUACAAGGAUGGUUUGAAAAUGGAGGAUUAUCGUAUGAACGGACCUCGUUUGCUCAGCGUUAACGGACUAUCGGUGAGCGAUGACGAUGAUCAAGGAGGCGACAACAAUGGCGAGGCAAAUGAAGAGGUCGCUGCAGUUGCAGAGAACACCGUCCCUGCCAAGAAGAGGAUUACUGCACAAGAUCCCAAUAUGAAGAACAUCACAAAGUAUUUGUGGGAUGAUUCCGGUAACGGAAAAGGAAUUGCUACUAUUCGUGUAGAUGUCUUACCGGGUGACAAGCUAGGAGAAUUUGUUGACUGGAAGGACGUCGAUAUCAAAGACGUCACCGCGACGCUGCCAGGCGAAGGUCUUCUGGCGAAGAUUAUUGUUGGCGAAAACGACAUGCCUACCUACCAGCUCAGAAUCGAUAAACUUUACGGCGAUGCCGCCGAUGUCAAGGUCAUCAUCAAGCCGAAGCGGUUGCUUAUCAAARUUUACAAGAAGAAGCACGGUUUUCUGUCCAAAAACGACAACAAUUUGGCGGCCUGGCCCCAACCACAUAGGAAAAUAUAAUGCAUAGAAACGGCGCAGAUAACAGAUGUCAAAAGAAAAAGAAGUAGCUAUAUGUGGUUCGAAUCCGAUAUGUUUGGAUGAUGUCAUAUAAAUUUGUGCUCAGAAA